AUGUCCUCCAAACGCUCCCGCGACGCCGACGAUGCCACCAGCCAGGCGCCCAAGAAACAGAAGAAGAAAGGCUUCUCAGUCGGACCGGACAAUUUGCCCGAUGGCACAUAUCGUCGAAAGACACAAAAAAUCAAAAACGACUUGAUCCAAAAAGCCAAAGUGAAAAAGGCCUAUGCAAAAAUCAAAGCAGCAGAAGAGGAAUCCACGCCCGCACGGUCGAGUUAUUAUAGCUAUGCCGACGAGCCGAGUGCAAGAAACGAUAAUGACGAUGGUGCAGCCAACGAUUCAGCGCAGCCCGCCGCUGCCAGCUUGGAACUGCAUCCCGAUCGUAUUGCCAUGCUGAAUACCGAGGAGCCUGCAGAAACAGACAACAACAACAACAACAAUACCACAAGAAGAAGAGGAAGGGAUAGGGAUGGCGCCAACCAGACCGAACUGCAUGGUCGUCGAAAGCGGCGGCCGAAGCCCUCGGCGUUUGCCAAGGAAAUCGACAUUGCCGAAAAGCGCAGACAGGCCGCAGAAGCCCGUCAGAAAGAGAGGGAAUUAAAGGCCAAAGAACGCGAAGUGAUGGUUAGGGCAAAGAAGCCCGACCAGUUUGGCAAUCGAAGGCUUGGACGAGAGAGCAAGGCGCUCUUGAGCAAGGUUCAACGAAUCGUUGGACAGUAG
This is a messenger RNA of Talaromyces rugulosus, 666 nucleotides long. RefSeq lists its product as uncharacterized. Lineage: Eukaryota; Fungi; Ascomycota; Eurotiomycetes; Eurotiales; Trichocomaceae. Bases 1 to 666 code for a protein of 221 amino acids. The transcript has 2 exons. The record is from RefSeq and is a predicted model, not a curated record.